Messenger RNA from Drosophila busckii, 992 nucleotides. Its product is annotated as CG13373. The transcript has 4 exons. Lineage: Eukaryota; Metazoa; Arthropoda; Insecta; Diptera; Drosophilidae. The record is from RefSeq and is a predicted model, not a curated record. Gene Ontology annotation, molecular function: CD27 receptor binding. Gene Ontology annotation, biological process: extrinsic apoptotic signaling pathway. The coding region runs from base 237 to 764 and encodes 175 amino acids.
GAGGCAUUUCGAUUUCAUUUGCUGUUCAUUUCGAUUUGUUAUUUAAAACUAAAACUAAAUUCUUUAAGCCGCUUUUUGGUGAAAAGGAAAAGUCUGUAUAUAAAUUGCUAGUACUGUUAAAGUGCGUUGCUCAAUUUGUGACAUAAAUAAAGCAGCCGGGCAACGAAGAAUUAUAUUAAAAAAACCAAAUCAAGAACUAUUCAACAAAGCGCUUAAGGUAAGUCCAACUAGUUGCAAUGGAGUCCAGUAGCAAUAGCCUGAAGCGCAUGCGCUCUGAAGAUGAUGAGAGUAACAACAAUGUAACGCAAACUAAGGUUUGGGUCAAUGAAAAAAUAAACAAUUCACGCGAUCCAGACAAAAUGAAAGCAGUACAUGAAAAAACCACAAAGAUGCUGUUCAAGGCUGCUGCAAACAUGGACAACAGAUCGGAGUCUGAAGACAGCGCCGUACCGGUGCCCGCCGCUCCAACUCUCAAUCUAUGCGAUCAAUACCAGCUGAUCGGCGAUGGCAAUAUUAUAUUGCGCGACCUGAAUCCAGAUGUGGCCAAUCCUACUUUGGAGCGCCGCAUUUCAGCUUGCUGCCAACGUCCAACACUUAUCCGUGGCAACUGCGUGAAUUGCACUUUUGAUUUAUGCGAAGAAUGUGGCUAUUCUUGUGUUGAAUGCAGUCAGUUUAUUUGUCGCACCUGUGUCACCUUGUUCGGCAAUCGUCCGGAGGAAGCUGAGCAUCCUUUGUGCGAACUCUGCCAAAUGUUUGUGGCUUAAGGAAAUACUAUAUACAAACAUAAAGUUAUUUUAAUUUUAGCCAAAGCAACUUAACACCAUUCACAACAAGUACAAACACACAUCAAUCAAUGUAUAUACACUAAUAUGUAUUUAAGUCAUCAUCAAACAUCUGUUAAUCUCAUAUACUACUGAUAGAUGCAUCAACUUGAACUGUUUAACUCACAACUCGCGGCAUUCAUAUAAAUCAUCAAUUUAAUUUCAUUAUUU